UCAAAGCUUGUUUCGAUCAGGGUCUGCGUUCUCUGUGCAGCAUCCGUGGCACCCCGUUUCAGCAGCGCCGUCUUCUGCCUGCACCACUCGUGAUCAGGGGCCUUCCAAACCAGGGGCCUUUACAAGCUCAACCAUUCGAAGGAGCGGGUGCUUGGACGACAGCACGCCCAGGCGGUCCCACCCGAGUCAGUUUUUUUGUGUGCCUGCCGACAGGGAGCUCCAGAGCCGCGCCCCACCGCUGCAAACGCGAUUGGCUGUGAAUCUCUCCAGUGUUGCAUCACACGGGCCACAGUCCCCGGGCCCACAACGGAACAGCUUCACGCCAGAGCUCCAGCAGGGCUCCUGCCAUCCACUCAGUGCCAUCCUGGCUCCCCAAAGCUCCUCCCAGAGCUCCCCCCUUCACUCGGCCCAGCUGACUUCCAGCUGCUUGGCAAGAUGAGCCUCACGGCAUUGACCUCGGCCACGGCUCCGUGACCGCACUCCUCUUGCGAUUUGCCUGCUUCGGGCCUGGCUUUUCGUCCGAUGAUUGAUGUUUCUGACCAGCGCUGCUGGGCAAGCUGAGCAGGCCGAGCAGGCCCCAUGUUUGUGCCCCGAGCCCCAUGAAACCCGUCUCUGCCAGCCGGACUUUGAAGCUCUAUCUGCUUCCCCGCCACUUGCUGGACAAGGCCAUGCCAUCCUACCCGCCCUGCGGUAUGGGGAGUCUAGCCUAGACCACCCACCCUAGCAGCUUCUUUAUCAUGGGAAUAGCACAGCAGUCAAGACUAGCUCAGGAGGUUUACGCCGCGAUACUUCUCGGAUGUGGCGGGUACCUACACCUGACGUGCAUGGCUGUGCGGCUGCCUCUCUCUCUCUCCAUCUCUCUGCAUGUGUCUCCGGCCUUUCUCGACACAUGCAGGUGUCGAGACGCCAGAGACGGAGGGCACGGUCCCUGCUGGUUCUCGCGCUAGUGUCUUGACUGACGGCGUCUGCCGUCCGCUUCCGUGCUGUUGUCCUCAUGUUUCGCCACACAUCAACACAUCAGAUCGCUUGAAUCCCUGCCUUCGGUCUGCUUGUUCAUGUUAGGAAGCAUGGCUGGCUUGGCAAGUUUGGAGCCUGAUGUCGCGUGCGAGCUCGCGCCAGUGGAGACGGCUGCGAGCUCCCCCGGGACUGGCCAGGGUGGCAGUGGGCGGAUCCCCCGUCGGGCUCGCAUGGGUUCCAGCUGAUCUUCGUGAUCGCGGGUUAUGCAGGCACUCCAGUCAUGGUUGUUUGACUACGCUCGUUUCGAGCCAGGGACGACGGCCAAGGAAACAACCUCGACGCAUGCGCGUGGACCGCCAUCGUGAGCGGCUACAGUCCCUUCUCGAUGCAUAUAUAACCGGGCGGCCUCGACCGGUUAGGCCUCAUGUUUAAUCUUGUUCCUCACUCAGCAACCACAGCAGCGGCCUCCAUCUCUCUUCUCAUCUCUUCCACUUCUCUUCGCACUCUUCGACAGAGCUUGCCUUAUAACAGCCCAUCUGCCGGACAGAACAUCUUGACCACUUCCUUUCGCCACGACAAAUCCCCCUUUUAGCUCUUCAGCUUUAAACCCCACCAGCCAAAAUGUCUUUCAAGAUCUUCUUCGCUGCCUCUCUCCUGGCUGCCGCCGACCUGGUCGCCGGCCACGCCGCUAUCAUCAAGGCCGUCGGUGAUGCCGGUGGUGAGGGCAUGGCCCUCGGCGUCGACACUGCCACCCCCCGCGACGGCACCCGGCGCAACCCCUUCCAGCAGGAUGCCACCCGCUUCAAGGGUGCGCAGGCUGCUACCUUUGGCGAGACUGUCGGCGCGGGCCAGAACAACCUCGAGGCUGGCACCAAGGCUAUCAUGGCCGAGACCGGCGCCCAGCUCCCGCAGGUUAAGGCCGGUGGCUCCGUCACCAUGACCCUGCACCAGGUCAACGGCGACGGCGGUGGCCCCUACACCUGCUCCGUCAACGCCGACGCCACUGGCGCCCAAUGGACCGACAUCAAGGUGACCACCACUCCUCCCGGCCAGAACUCGCGCAACCGCCAGGGCGCCGCCACCGACUUCCCGCUUGUGGCACAGCUCCCCGCCAGCCAGGCCUGCACCGGCACCGUCGCCGGCCAGGAGAACGUCUGCCUCGUCCGGUGCCAAAACGCGGCCCGGGCCGGUCCCUUUGGCGGCGUCGUCCCCGUCCAGAUGGCCGGCGCCCAGACUCCGGCCCAGGCCCGCCGCGCUCUCGCCAUCUCCAUGAAGAGAUCCGAGGAGGCGCUCGACCGCCUGAUGAAGCGGGCCGCCAAGAUCGACCUCUCCAAGCUGUCUGCUGAGGAGAUCCAGGAGCUCCGCGAGGACGGCGAGAUUGCUUAGACGGCUUGGUCGCAGAAACGCGCAACGACAUCACGACCACACCAACGAAAACCACAACCCCUGGUGGGGGCAUCCGAGGACGCAUGUGCUAUCUUUCACGAUUGUUUAGAAACUGCUUUGUAUGGAAAAUGGGGGCUGCUGCAAGAUUGUAAGAUUUAGUUUGUACUUUUACUGCCGGCACAGAUUGAUAGCCAUGCGGUAGUGCAAUAUCCAUUCUCUCUAUAUCACUCUCCAACGUGACUGUCUCUUGGUGAUCAGCUUGCAGAAUCCACCCAGCUUGAUAGCCCGUUGGACAGGUUACUGAAAACGGCAACAUUUGAUUUGGCUUUCAGGUCUGACUAGCACCCAGCCGGGAGAGGCAUAUGACACGGAUGCUUGCCAAUAGCCUUUAGGCCCCGAGUGGCCGGCUGCCUGUAUGUGCGUAGAUAGGAACAUGCUUAUCCGAUCUAGGAGACAGGCCCUUCACCCAAGCCUAUCACCAUAUCUCCUAGGAGACGCUCAAUGCCAUUACCUCGCAGGCGGCGGGCAAUCUGGCAUGACAAUAUCCACUCUUCAAGUCCAUUUCGAACGUACGCAG
Molecule: messenger RNA, 2920 nt
Organism: Gaeumannomyces tritici R3-111a-1
Lineage: Eukaryota; Fungi; Ascomycota; Sordariomycetes; Magnaporthales; Magnaporthaceae
Product: MAS3 protein
Exons: 2
Coding region: 1579-2343 (254 amino acids)
Source: RefSeq, a predicted model, not a curated record